Molecule: messenger RNA, 396 nt
Organism: Arabis nemorensis
Lineage: Eukaryota; Viridiplantae; Streptophyta; Magnoliopsida; Brassicales; Brassicaceae
Source: the annotation of a GenBank genome assembly
AUGUCACAAACACAGCAAAGACGACGAGUUUUGGCUGGUCACUCUCAUUCUGUUCUGCCACCUGGAGCUAUCGGCAGAACAUUAUCAAGAUCAUCUGCUAACUGCACAACCCGUCAUAGCCUGAAUGUGCUACUUGAUGCGCCUGCGAGGCGAGACCAGCCUCACCUCCAUCCUCCGAAGCUUGAUGGAGCGUUAUGUGCUCACUAUCGAGAUCACGAGCCCACUGAAAGUGUUUAUGCUUCUCUUCUCAGCAACCUCGACAUGGAUAUGCAGCGAUGCGAGACGCUCCAACCGACAAGGCUUUCUACUAAUCCCUCCACAACAAUUGGUUCUGUCUCAACCGCUGCCACACCUACUUCUACGAGACCAAAUGCGAGUCCAACAGCUUCAGAAUGA